Molecule: messenger RNA, 1453 nt
Organism: Mercenaria mercenaria
Lineage: Eukaryota; Metazoa; Mollusca; Bivalvia; Venerida; Veneridae
Molecular function (GO): GTPase activity; nickel cation binding
Source: RefSeq, a predicted model, not a curated record
AUGGAUGCUUCUAAUCCCAACUAUGCUGAAUCAGGUACGAUCAAAACAAACGGUCCUGGACACACGCAUAACCACGGAGAGAAUGGACAUACCCACGAACACGGGCACACACAUGAAGUUCUUGAUAACCCAGGGAAAUACACAACACGCGACAGACCUGUCUUUAGAUCUGACUGGAAACAGGAUUUUUCCCUAAAUCUGGAAGAGGUGAAAGAGUUGACACAAGAGUUCCAUCCAGAUCUGGUGAUAAUAGAGUCCGGAGGAGAUAAUCUUGCAGCUAAUUUCAGUCGUGAGCUGACUGAUUACAUAAUAUAUGUCAUCGAUGUUGCUGGUGGUGAUAAAGUACCACGUAAAGGCGGACCUGGUAUAACACAGAGUGAUACGUUGGUGAUAAACAAAACCGACCUUGCUGAGGCUGUAGGAGCGGACUUAAAGGUGAUGGAUAGAGAUGCAAAACUUAUGCGACAAGAUGGUCCUACGAUAUUUUGCACAGCAAAGGCAAAGCACAUGGUCGGUGUACCGGAAAUAGCAAGCCUCAUUCUGGAAGCGAGACAGGAAGCUACACAAAAUGGCGCGUGAUUACAGAACUAUUCAGACAAUUUUAAGCUACAGACAAACACGGACACAGAAAACGUGUUUUUUCAGUAUGCAGUUCUACCCUCGGAUGUAGGAUAAAAAGCGAUAUGAUUACCAAAGACAAAAUUCAUUUGUACAAUAUGCACACGCUUGCCUGCAUAAUAAUAUCGUUGAUAUAGCUGCAAAUAUUUUCUUUUGUUUAUGAUGUGUUAGUGGGUAUAUCAUUUUUAAUAUUUCGAGAAAACCAGAUUAUAUUGAAGAUCUGUAUAUACACACACAGGACGCAUUUGAACUAGAACAACUUGUAGACACUUUAUAUCAAUGUAUGUUUAUAAUAAAUAUUCUGCUGUAUACUACUAUACUCUCUUGAAUGAUACAAACACUAUUAUCAUUUUGAAACAUAAUUUUUUUGUAUGUAUUUUUUGUACAUAUUUUAAAACAAACAUCUCAUUUUUGUGUAGCUAUGGUUGUAUUUAUGGCCACUCUACCACGUGAUACUCUAAACUUGUAGGUUUGUCAGAUGUGGUAACCUCUGUUAUAUGCAGACCUUCUGUACAAUUCUGCGUGGCAAUCUGUGACGGAUAGAAAAUAAAACAUAGUAUAGAAAUAAAACAUAGUAUAGUAAAUAUCUUGCUAGAUCUUGACAAGACAUACGAAUGUUUCAUCAGAGCUUAUUUCGAAAACCUGUAUAAAACCUCGAGUGUUUCUGAGCAAAAUGUGGAAAUUGGGCAAGGACAAGACUACAAAUCGUCUCUAAACACCGUUUUAUAACUUAAGGCCCUAACGCAAGCAAAAAGUAAUAGUAACAAAAGAAAUAUGUAUUAAGAAAACGGGACCAGUACACAAUGGCGUGUUGUCCGUAUGUCCUUGUUCAAAA